AUGAAAGGCGUUUGGAAGCUUGCAGACCCUUAUUCGAAGGAAACCCAGCCUCACAUCCCUUUCUUAGAACCGCCGGCACCACCUACGAUUGACGACCUGAUCGUCAGAGAGAACGAGCGGAGGGAUAAUCUUAUAAAGGAAUGGGAGGAGGCGCCUCUGGCUACUCGUGGAGACCGCCCAAUGCUGGGGGGUGCGAGUUUCCAGGACGUCAAGGAGGAGUUUGCAUAUCGGUCGAGAGAAUACUUUGGGAAGGAGGCGCGCUGGAGCGCCUUGAACUCCAAAUACCAGUACAUGCUGGAGUGGGUGAAUCAGACGGUCCCAAAGGAGCUGCUGCAGCCCCAUAAGACUCGUCUGAUUAAGGAGGAGGAGUUCUCACUCCAAACGCUGGUGAGGUCUCUACGGGACCAGUACGCGGAGGACGACGAAUCGACGAGGGAGCAUGUGCGAGACGAGUACCGUCGAAUACUCAACGAAGGAGCUGCGGGGACCAUUGAACCUCAGCAAUGGAUUCGAAAUUGGGAGCUCGUGCACUCCAAGGCUGUCGCUUUGGAGCCCGAAUUGCAAGAUGUUGUCGGUUCUCUUGCUAUAAAGGAUUUCUUGAGAGUAAUUGCUCAAAGGUUGGACCCUGCUUGGGGCAGUCGACACUUGGGUCUUGUGGUCGACGCCAUCAGUAUGGGGGAAGCUUCCAAGUUGAAGAGCUUGAGAGACUACGCAAAGAUGUUUGAAGGGCAUUUACAGCAAGGAGGAGCUCGUGAGGGUGUGUUCGCCACACUCAACGAGCUCCCAAAAGGAAAGGUUUGCCCUUGCAUGCGUACUCACUCUUGGCAGCCUUCUUCUUGCGACCUAUUGAGGCUUGCUUCUACUGGUCAAAACCCUAGGAAUCUCACAGUGUCGGAGCCAAAGCUUCAAGCUAUUAGAGAGCGAUUCUCUAUGCCUAGCUACGAAAAGCUGAAGGCGAGCUUGGAGCUCUUAUGGAAGGAGAAUGGAGCUUCUACUAGCGAGGGCAGGUCCAAAUACCCUGGAAGUGUAGCUGCCUAG
Drepanopeziza brunnea f. sp. 'multigermtubi' MB_m1 is the source of this 1038-nucleotide messenger RNA. RefSeq lists its product as uncharacterized. NCBI's taxonomy places the organism in Eukaryota, Fungi, Ascomycota, Leotiomycetes, Helotiales, Drepanopezizaceae. The record is from RefSeq and is a predicted model, not a curated record.